UUACGCUUGCUGGGCUGGCGAUGGAAACCCACAGAGCUCCCUGCAGAAGAAGGAAAGUCCCUCUGGGAGUUGGUGCUGGAGCAGUUUGAAGAUCUCCUUGUCCGCAUCCUUUUGAUAGCAGCUUUUCUGUCAUUCAUACUGGCCUGGUUUGAAGAAGGAGAGGAGACCACAACAGCAUUUGUGGAGCCCAUCGUCAUUAUCAUGAUCCUGAUCGCCAACUCUGUGGUGGGUGUGUGGCAGGAGAGAAACGCCGAGAGCGCCAUCGAAGCCUUGAAGGAGUACGAGCCCGAGAUGGGGAAGGUGAUCCGUGCCGACCGCAGCGGGGUGCAGCGGAUCCGUGCCCGGGACAUUGUCCCUGGGGACAUCGUGGAGGUGGCAGUUGGUGACAAGGUGCCAGCAGACAUCCGGAUCAUUGAAAUCCGGUCCACCACGCUGCGGGUUGACCAGUCCAUCCUCACAGGGGAAUCUGUGUCGGUGAUCAAACAUGCUGACCCCAUUCCUGACCCCCGGGCUGUCAACCAGGACAAGAAGAACAUGCUUUUCUCCGGCACCAACAUCGCAGCUGGGAAGGCCGUAGGGGUCGUCAUUGCAACAGGGGUGUACACCGAGAUUGGUAAGAUCCGAAACCAGAUGGUGGAGACCGAGCCUGAGAAGACCCCCUUGCAGCAGAAGCUGGAUGAGUUCAGCCAGCAGCUCUCCAAAGUGAUCUUCCUGGUGUGCAUCGCCGUCUGGGUCAUCAACAUCAGCCACUUCAGUGAUCCUGUCCACGGGGGAUCCUGGUUUCGAGGGGCCAUCUACUAUUUCAAGAUUUCAGUGGCACUGGCGGUGGCUGCCAUUCCUGAGGGCCUCCCGGCCGUCAUCACCACCUGCCUGGCGCUGGGCACGCGCCGCAUGGCCAAGAAGAAUGCCAUCGUCCGGAGCCUGCCCUCAGUGGAGACCUUGGGUUGCACCUCCGUCAUCUGCUCUGACAAGACUGGCACCCUCACCACCAACCAGAUGUCCGUCUGCCGG
Antrostomus carolinensis (chuck-will's-widow) is the source of this 1011-nucleotide messenger RNA. Its product is annotated as sarcoplasmic/endoplasmic reticulum calcium ATPase 3-like. Lineage: Eukaryota; Metazoa; Chordata; Aves; Caprimulgiformes; Caprimulgidae. The annotation marks the transcript as partial. Gene Ontology annotation, molecular function: transporter activity; ATP binding; ATP hydrolysis activity. Gene Ontology annotation, cellular component: membrane. The transcript has 7 exons. The record is from RefSeq and is a predicted model, not a curated record.